AUGUUAAAAAUUGUUAACGGACUUUGUUUGAAAAUGACUUCAAGACAUUAUAUUUUGACAUUAUUUUUAUUUAACUUGUACUUUGUUUCGAUACACGUGAUGGCGUUCAAUCCACUUUUCACAUAUUUGUUACGCUUUACAAGAAUUGAUCUGUAUCCUAAUGUCAGCGGUACUUUAGAAAUCGACGAAUACAAAGGCAAACAUUACAUGAACGGCAAGAUUUUGAUUGACUCGCCGUUGCUAAUAGACACUGUAGUCGGUGUACUCGACCGUUGUGAUCUCGAAGGCAUAAAUUGUGAAUACUUUCAAACGUGGACUCUCGACAACGUCUGUCCGAAAUUAUUACAAAAACAUCAAGUUUGGUCCAGUUGGUACGGCGCUUUCGAUCCGCCAAUGGUCUGUCCGCUGAAUAAAAGAAACUAUGCUCUUAAAAAUGCCACAUUCGCCGUAGAGCCAAUUGUUGCUUUGUAUGGGGAAGCGACAAACUAUCAUUGGAAAGUGAAACAAUUAUUGUACUCCAAUAAAAUUUUAAUAGGCUAUUAUACGGUUCAAUUCAAAUUUUUCGGUUACAGGAAGAAACUUUUCACCAAGCAUGUUUAAUAAUUGUGUUUGGAGUAAAAAACCAUUUCAUUAAUGAUUUUAUGGUUUUCGUUAAACAGCACAUCGUACCUAUUGCAUUGUUAACUCAUA
Adelges cooleyi (spruce gall adelgid) is the source of this 690-nucleotide messenger RNA. RefSeq lists its product as uncharacterized. The record is from RefSeq and is a predicted model, not a curated record. The transcript has 4 exons. Lineage: Eukaryota; Metazoa; Arthropoda; Insecta; Hemiptera; Adelgidae. Bases 1 to 600 code for a protein of 199 amino acids.